Misgurnus anguillicaudatus (oriental weatherfish) is the source of this 1464-nucleotide messenger RNA. Lineage: Eukaryota; Metazoa; Chordata; Actinopteri; Cypriniformes; Cobitidae. The record is from RefSeq and is a predicted model, not a curated record.
AUGAAGUUGCUAAGUUACUUUCUAUCUUCACCACAGGUAUGUGUGAGGACAUUGUCAAAAAAGCUUAUCUCUUACAAGUGCACAAACGCUCAAUGUCUCUUGUGUCUAUUUUGUCUCAAUGUCUGUUUUAGGGAGGUGAUCGAAAAGAGGCCAGAGAAGUUCAAAGUGGCGUGUUUAACAGACAUAAAAAAUCUGUUUUACCCAAACACUGAGCCAUUUUACGCUGCAUUUGGGAACAGAGACACGGAUGUGUUUUCCUAUAAGGAGGUUGGCGUUCCUUUAAACAGAAUCUUUACCAUUAAUCCUAAAGGAGAACUGAUCCAGGAACACGCCAAGACCAACAUCUCUUCGUACGUGCGUCUGGGUGAAGUGGUGGAUCACGUCUUUCCGCUCCUGAAGCGCAGAAGUUCCUGCGAUUUCCCCUGCAGUGACUCUUUCAGCCAAUUCACCUACUGGAUAGAACAGGUCCCCCUAGUGGACGGGCAGAUAGAGACCACUGAUGACGCCACUGAAUGAAUAGCACACAAAAACAAAUGUGCAGACUGUACACAACAAACGUGUUAAAGAUCAAAACUGUGGGGCAUAGCUGCACUUUAUUUCAAAGAUAUCUACGCAUUUUACUAGUGAUAUGUAGAAUAUUGUAUAUAGUGAGUUAAAAAAAGUGAAUAUUUAUGAGAUGAUUUUGAUACAUCUAUAGCAUUUGUUAUACUAAAAGUCAGUAAAAAGGUACAAAUGUUGUCACUGGUGUGGUAUACUUUUGUACCUAAAUGGUACAGUACAUAUUAGGACCUUUUCAGAAGGUACACGGGACCGUACGGGUGUGUGACAGUGUUUGUACCUUUAUUACUGAUGGUGUAGAAAGAUUAUCUGAAUACAUGCUUAAACAUAUCAUGAGUGUCAUCAACUGUUAGACUGAAAGAAAAUGAACAAUCUUACAUGCGUUACAAUCAAAAUUAAUGAUGUUACAUUUCAGUGAAUCUCACAAAAAAUGAUAUUGUGCAUAAUUUGAAAGGGGUGCUAAAAAUAGUUUUUAUUUUCUUUAUGCAAAAUAUGAUUCAUGUUAUGUUGCUUUUGUUACUUGGAUUUGAUUUGUACUCUUAAACAACUCGGAGCACUCAAAUCUAAUUCUGUCUAUUAAUUUGAGGUCUUCAGCAGUCGUACAGAGGAUUUCAUGGGUGUUUAAUCUCACCCAUCACAUUUGCUGGCACAGAUAGUGUAACAUUUCUACCUUCAUGUACAUCUACCUUUUCAAACUGUUUAGUUACUGAGGAAAUAUUAUUAUAUGUACUAUCUUCAAAAAAUGUUAUAUGUUUACAUCUAUUGUGAAGAAAAAGUCAGAGGGUUUUGUGAUAUUCUUUCAGUGAAAGAGAAGAAUUAAAGCAGUCAAUCAUGAGAUGAGUAAAUGUGAUGCUCAGGUCAGGAAAAUGUUUUGCUGGUCAAUAAAGUUUUAUGUUUUAAGUUUGA